AUGUUACCACAUUUAAGAUCUCCAUCACUAACAAUCCUUUUCAAUUAUCAUACAAAUUCCAUAAAGGUAAGAGAAGAAAUCAGCGGAACGGAACAUACACUUGUACAGUUGCCCUCCUGUCCAAAACACGCAGUCUACGAUAUGAAUACUAAGGAAUGUCGGCAAGUUAUCUACCAUCCUCAGCUAAACUGUACGACAACAAGAUUAAAUGAAUCUGAGUAUUAUAUCACUAGUGAUGGUCGUCUCUACUUAAAUAAUACCCAACGUUUGAUGAACCAAUCAGAAUUCACUCGUGAUUCUCAAGGUAUAAUAAGUAUCUGUGUAAACAAUGGUACCAAUAAUAUAUCAAAUAUACAUGGCAUAUCAAAAUAUUCCGUAGCUGAGAGCUAUAUUACAUUAGUGGGACUAGUGAUCUCUAUUCCAGCUCUAGCAAUCACUAUUUUAGUCUAUCUCUGUAUACCUGAUCUCCGUACCUUACCAGGUAAAUUACUAAUUAGUCUUUUAUUAGCAUUGUUUGUAGCUGAGCUUCUCUUUCUUAUCUCAUCACAAGUCACUGUAUCUACAAUGCUGUGUAAAUCUUUAGCUGUGAUGUUGCAUUAUUAUUUUCUAGCGACUUUCUUCUGGAUGAAUGUCAUGUCUUUUGAUGCCUGGAACACUUUCUCAGGACUUACACAACUUCGAAGUAAAGGGAAAAAUACCAAGAGACUUGUCUUGUAUUCCUUAUAUGCUUGGACCUGUCCAUUUGUAAUAGUAACUGUUUCACUGAUAUUUGAGUACACACCUGGAAAUCAUGGACUUUCUCCAGAAUAUGGAAAUGGUACCUGCUGGAUUGGAAAUGGAAAAAGUCUUUUGUGGCACUUUGCAAUCCCCGUAAUGAUUAUUUUAUGUCUUAAUAUAAUAGCAUUUAUUCUUAUCACUUUCUUCAAAAUAUUUAUCGAAACAUAACAAAAAUGAAUUUGUUAUUCACUUAAAACUAUUCUUUAUCAUGGGUCUAACAUGGACAUUUGCAUUUCUGUAUACGUUUACAAGAAUUGAAGAAUUUUCUCUGUUAUUUUGUAUUUUAAACUCAUUCGUUGGAUUAUUUAUUUGUGUAUCGUUUCUAUCAACAAAGACAGUUCGUCACAAUAUUCUUAGUAAUUUGCACAAAAUUGCAAAAUUGCCUACAAAAGAAUUUACUGAUGUUUCUUCUGCUCCUAAAACAAUAUCAAUGGCUGUAUCUACUGAAGGCUCAGCUAAUUAACAUCACAGAUUCUAUGGAGACUCUCUGGACUUCAGUACAGUUGCUAGAAAUAGCAACGAAAUCUUUAUCGUAUAAUACCGUCGAAAAAUAGAAUUUUAAAUAAACCAUGUCCGAAAAGGAAGUCGGGAUGAUCACGGCUGGAAUACUUGUAGCUAUGGAUGCUUUUCAUCUCUCUGAACUGUUGCUAAACAACAACAACAAUAGCAAUCGACUUUAAACAUCCUUAAUGCGAACAGCAUUUGAUAUUUCUUUUGCUCUGGUACCAAUAUCCUUUCACGUAUAUCAAACAUCUUUCAAAUGUACAAAAUAUGACGUUCUUUCAUGAAAUGUAAUAUUUGCCUCUGAGAAAAAUUAUUCAUCCUCUCCUGCAGGCACACUAGAAAGUUUUAAAUGUCAAAUGAAAAAAUUCCGUAUGGGUAAAAAUUUUCGACUUUCGAAAAAUUUUGACUUUCGAAUUUGAAAUUGGCUUUUACACCUAAUGUAUAGACACUUUUUUGUAUUACAAUGCUGGUACAUAUUUCACCUCAUAUUUAACAUUUUACAUUCGACUUUUAAG
Octopus bimaculoides (California two-spot octopus) is the source of this 1796-nucleotide messenger RNA. Its product is annotated as G protein-coupled receptor Mth2. Lineage: Eukaryota; Metazoa; Mollusca; Cephalopoda; Octopoda; Octopodidae. Gene Ontology annotation, molecular function: G protein-coupled receptor activity. Gene Ontology annotation, biological process: cell surface receptor signaling pathway; G protein-coupled receptor signaling pathway. Gene Ontology annotation, cellular component: membrane. The record is from RefSeq and is a predicted model, not a curated record.